This is a messenger RNA of Tripterygium wilfordii, 859 nucleotides long. Its product is annotated as heavy metal-associated isoprenylated plant protein 25-like. NCBI's taxonomy places the organism in Eukaryota, Viridiplantae, Streptophyta, Magnoliopsida, Celastrales, Celastraceae. The record is from RefSeq and is a predicted model, not a curated record. Gene Ontology annotation, molecular function: metal ion binding. Bases 381 to 683 code for a protein of 100 amino acids. The transcript is spliced from 3 exons.
CAAAGUCUAGAAGACAAAACAUAGGACAAGAAGGAAGAGAUGCCUGUCCUUGUUAUUGUAAUUGGGAUGAACAAAGCUUACCACUAAAGUUAGGGAUGAUAAGCAGCUUCAUAAUGGUGCAAAGUCUAUAAGACAAAACAUAGGACAAGGAGGAGGAGAUGCCUGUCCUUGUUGUUGUAACUGGGAUGAACAAAGCUUACCACUAAAGUUAGGGAUGAUAAGCCACACAUGAGAGACAAAAACCUCCUUUCUAAUUCUAGCCAGAAUCAGAUUCCAAAAUGAAGCCGAAGAGUUCCCUAAUGAACUAUCCAAGGAGAAGAAAUUGAUCUUCAAGUUCUCACUUUUUAGUCUCUCUUUUUUGGGGUUUUCAGCUGUUGUAUAUGCCAAUCAUAAAUCAUUCAUCCCCAAGUAUGUCCAUCCAUAGCUAUAUCCCGGCAAAGAGUUGCUGCAUGGUAAUGAGAAUUAACGUCGACUGCAACGGUUGUUGCAGGAAAAUACGGAGAAUUCUCCUAAGCAUGAAAGAGAUAGAGACACACUUGAUUGAGAAGCAGCAACGUAAAGUUUAUGUUUGUGGGAGAUUUGCACCAUCAGAUGUGGCAAUAAAGCUGAAAAGGAAGAUGAACCGCAGGGUUGAAAUACUGGAGAUUCAAGAAUUUGAGGGCAGCAACGAACAAGUAGACUAAAAAGCCCAUGUUUACUGGCUAAUGAUCCAAGUUCACAUUUACAGCUUCACUGACAGAUGUAUAUAUAUAUACAAUUAUUUAGAGCCUGAAUUGUAUAAAAUCUCUAGAAACUGUGUUAAAACGAUGUUGUUGAGGAACAUAUUUAAAAAUAGAGGAUAAAACGAUGUUGCAUGUUA